UGAAUGUCUCGUUUGUUGGAUAUAAUUUAAGAGUUGACAAAGAUUUUUCAGCGAUAAUAUUCGAAAAUAUGGCGUUUGCAUUGGUGAAUUUUUACAACGAAAUUACAUGGGAUAUCAUUCCAUGUUCUAACAUCAUUUUUUAGGAUGAAAAUAUGUUGAAAGACAAAGAUGAACUUAAAGGAUUCAAAACGUUACCAUGUGGGAGAUGGAAAAACAAAGGGAAACGGCAAGUCGAGGAAAUUUCCUGCAGAGAUAAUAGAGGUUUCAGAUAGUAAAGAUUAUUUACUCAAGACAAUGAGAAAAGAAGAAACUUUCUCUAUAAAUACUGGCAAAGGGUGUCGCAAAAGAAUUCACAAAGCAAAGUUUACAAUUAAAAGUGUUAGUGAAUCAGAUGAUGUGCAGGAGCACAGUAUUCCUAAAAAGCUAAAGGCAUCCAGGGCAAAGAAAACAGAGGCUUUCUGCUCAGCCAGUCUUGCUUCACUUAUAAAAGAGCGAUUAACCAAGGAGAGUCAGUUAGAUGAAGGUAGUGCACUUUGCAAUGAUAAAUGCAAGUAUAAAAAAGAAGCCUUGGAACUCAAAGAGAGGGUAAAAAUGCUGGAAAAUCAGAUCAAAAGACUUAAUGAGCAAAUUGACAAUGGCAAUGGGUUGUACCAACUUUUUGCAAGUACCUUUAAAGCAUAUGUUGGCCAUAGACAAAGAACUAAUAAUGUUGAUAAUGGUUGUGAAAAUGGUGAUGUUCCCGGCGAUGGAGAAGAUGUUGUAAAUAAUGAUGUUGAUGAUGAUGGUAAUUCUGGGAAUGUAUUUUGUGGACGAGACGGAACAGUUAAUGAAGGUGACGGACACCUUGUAACAGAAAACGCCGUGCCUAAGAAAGUUGAUAAAGAACACAGGAAGGGAAGAAGUAACAACAAAAGAAAAAGAAAAGAGGCAAAGUCCAGUGACAGAAAAAGUGUGUCUUGUGCAAAGAAAAGAGCUAGUCAUUUGACAUCCUAUGACAAAUGUAAAGCCUUCCUUUGUCAAGAACCAUCUUCCAAAGAUAAUGGAAUGGUGGAUUGGGUGUUGUGUGAUGUUUGUCAACAAUGGUACCAUUGGGAUUGCGUUGGCAUUACGACGAAGCCGAAAGGAAAAUUUGAUUGCGGAUGCAAUGUAUCUUACUUUACUCAUGGAUCUGCGAAAACAUUUGACAUAAAUACAAAGGGAAAUUGCUCAUUCAGAGGAUUAAAGACACAUUUAACAAAAAUCGUCAACGGUACCAUACUCAGUAAACGCCACAGGUUAUUUAAGCAAAUGAUCCGUGGGCAAAAUCAAGCUCAGACUGAACUCACCGAUCUCUACAUGACGUGUCCUUUAACUCGAACUCAAGCAAAAGAUCUGUUGAAUGUAGUCAAAGAAAUAGUCACAGAUAUUUUUCGAUCCUUUGAUGAAACAAAUUCAAUGAACAUCAACUACAUGUAGAACGUUUAUUCCCUGAGGCCUGCAUAUAUUGUAUACGAAAAACUGAGCGUUGUCUCCGAAAUAACGCUGAAAAAAUUUAUAAUUGUCGAGUGGAGUUCAAGACGGUGCAGACUCUGAAAGUGACUAACCUUGUUGUCUACCGAAGCACCUGAAAGCUGUAGUGGAUCUUGUAAAAAUUUGAGGUGACUUGACAAUGUAUCAUACUGAUUUACUCUUAUCAUUCAAUUUUGUCUAAACAUACUAUUGACGAUUAACUAGCGCUGUUUUUAGUUUAGGUUAAUGAGAUUUUCUUUUUAGCUAAGUUCUACUACUUUAUCAAAAAUAAUGAAUUCUUGUACAGGAAACAAUUAUACUUCAAUUUUGUCUACAUUUAAAAUAAAAGAUGACUUUAAUUACAACUACAAGACGUAGAAAAGAAAUAUGUCAAACAGAGUCAAGUUAACGAUUAAUUGAACUGGUGACUAAGUUGGGCCAAUUUAUAGAUAUAUUUCAUAUCAAAGUUAGUUAUAAAUCAAAAUAGUUACCUC
Molecule: messenger RNA, 1982 nt
Organism: Xenia sp. Carnegie-2017
Lineage: Eukaryota; Metazoa; Cnidaria; Anthozoa; Malacalcyonacea; Xeniidae
Exons: 9
Coding region: 169-1455 (428 amino acids)
Source: RefSeq, a predicted model, not a curated record